AUGUCGUACAGAAUCGCAGCCCCCGAUGAGUACCUUGCCAUCACGGGCAUGAAUGUGCAGUCGGUCAAGAUCACCAAGGCGACGUGGUUGUGGCCCUUUCAGCGUUGCAUGCGCUUCAGCGUGCAGUCUCAUGACUAUCCUAUGAACCUGCAGGCCAUGACCAAGGAGAAGCUCAUGUUUCCUGCUGCCCGUCGUCUUCAUCGGCGCUCCAGACGUGACGAGAGCGGGACCUACUCGUCGGUCGAGAGCACGGGGCCGAGGCGCCAAGUUCAGCACGGCCGAGGCUCGCUGCACGCGACGUCGAGGAUUGCCGCGUCGAGCCAAGCGCGCCCCUCGAGGUGCGCGACGAGGACCUCCAAGCGCGACGUCGAGAAUCAAGCGUGCCGCCGCCGAGGUUCGAGCGGCCUGCGCGCCCGCGACGUCGUCAAGGCCACCAUUGCCCGCGAGUCGAAGCAGCAGGACGCCGACGCGCGCGCCUACGAGAUCGAGGCCGACGCCAAGGCCAACUUUGAAAAGAGCCAGCGCGAGACGGACGCGCUCGCCUACAAGACCAAGAUGGACGCCGACGCCGCCAUCGCCGCCGACUUCAACCGCACCACCAAGGCUGCCGACGCCGACGCCUACGCCGCCCGCACCCGCGCCGAGGCCGACCUCAUCGCCACCCAGAAGGAGGCUGCCGGUAUGCUCGCCAUGGCCGAGGCCUACAGCAAGAUGGCCGACGCCUUUGGCGGCCCCGCCGGCUUGCUGCAGUACAUGAUGAUCGAGAAGGGCACCUACCGGGAGCUGGCCGACGCCAAUGCCAAGGCCAUCCACGGCCUGCAGCCCAAGAUCAGCGUCUGGAACACGGGCAGCCAGGGCGGCAGCGGCGGCGGCGGCGACGCGUCCGGCACGGAGACGAUGAAGAACCUCUACCAGAUGCUGCCGCCCCUCAUGACGACCAUCAACGAGCAGACGGGCAUCACCCUACCCGAGUGGCAAUUUGGCAAGAUGGCCGCCGGCACCGAGGCCGUCAAGGGGGAGGUCAAGGUCAAUGGGAAGCACUAG
Messenger RNA from Verticillium alfalfae VaMs.102, 1044 nucleotides. Its product is annotated as flotillin domain-containing protein. Gene Ontology annotation, cellular component: plasma membrane. The record is from RefSeq and is a predicted model, not a curated record. Bases 1 to 1044 code for a protein of 347 amino acids. NCBI's taxonomy places the organism in Eukaryota, Fungi, Ascomycota, Sordariomycetes, Glomerellales, Plectosphaerellaceae. Gene Ontology annotation, biological process: protein localization to plasma membrane. The transcript has 2 exons.